Kickxella alabastrina is the source of this 2005-nucleotide messenger RNA. RefSeq names its product fatty acid desaturase-domain-containing protein. NCBI's taxonomy places the organism in Eukaryota, Fungi, Kickxellomycota, Kickxellomycetes, Kickxellales, Kickxellaceae. The record is from RefSeq and is a predicted model, not a curated record. Gene Ontology annotation, biological process: lipid metabolic process. Gene Ontology annotation, cellular component: membrane. Bases 298 to 1875 code for a protein of 525 amino acids. Gene Ontology annotation, molecular function: oxidoreductase activity, acting on paired donors, with oxidation of a pair of donors resulting in the reduction of molecular oxygen to two molecules of water; heme binding. The transcript has a single exon.
CUCUUUCACGAGCAAACGAAAUAAAGGAGACUUGGAUUCUAGUGACUUGUGCGCGCCUUUGCAGGUUGCUGCCCCCACUUGCCAUUCACUGUCGACAAUUCUCGCCCUCGCCCUCUUGCUCUCUUGUUCUCCUGUUCACUCACUCUCCUUACCUUUCUCGCUCCCCCUCGCACAAACUCAAACUCAUAUACAGACUUGGACGCGGACAGGGAAUCAAAAGGCAACGCACCAGAAACCCACUCACUCACUCACAUCAUAAUCACAAUCACACACUCGCACCUUCACUUUCACAUCAGCAUGCCCCCUCGCACUCCAUCACCAUCACCAUUCCUCAUGCCGGCUAGCCCAGCAGCUGCUGCCAAAGCAAUGCCAGCCGCACUGCUGGCCGAGAAGCGGCGGGGCAGGUUGCCAGCGUGCACAGCGGCCGAGCUGCGCAGGCGCAUCGGCGGCGGCGAGUACCUGGUCAUCAUCGACGGGCUCGUCUGCAAGCUCAACGCGUUUGUCAACAAGCACCCGGGCGGGCCGCUGGCCAUCAUGCACAUGGUCGGGCACGACGCGACCGACGAGGUCAAGAGCAUGCACCCGCUGGACGUGUUCGAGACGGCUGUACCGCGGUGGGCCGUUGCGCGGUUUGUGACCGACGCCAAGGCCGAGGGCGUCAUGUCGCAUGUCGAGGACAUGGACCUUGUGUACUCGGCGGCGCGGUCGUCGCCGGACGACGGGUCCAGCCACGUGCAGCCACCGACCACAACGGGCGCCGACCUGGACUACCCGGCGAUCCAGCGCGACUUCCGGCUGCUGGACGUGCAGCUGCGCGCGGCUGGGCUGUACCAGUGCAACUACAGCGCGUACGCGUUUGAGGCGGUGCGGUACAUGGCACUGUUUAUCACGGCAGUCGGGCUGCUCCUGUACGGGCCGGUGUCGGCGUGGACGUACCUGGCGGCCGGCAUCAGCACGGCGCUGCUGUGGCAACAGCUGUCGUUCUUUGCGCACGACCUGGGCCACAACGAGCUGACGGGGAAUCGCGACUUUGACAUGGUGCUGGGCAUCUGCGUAGCCAACCUGCUGGGCGGGCUGAGCGUUGGCUGGUGGAAGAAGAACCACAACACACAUCACAUCGUCACCAACGACGUCGACAACGACCCAGACAUCCAGCACUUGCCGUUCUUUGCAGUGUCGACGCGGUUCUUUGAGAGCCGGUACUCGACGUACUACCGGCGCGUCAUGGAGUUCGACGCGGCGGCGCGGCUGUUUGUGUCGGUGCAGGACAAGAUGUACUACCUCAUCAUGUGCUUUGCGCGAUACAACCUGUACUUCCUGAGCUGGAACUACCUGCUGUUCAGCGACUUUGCGCCGUUCCGCGCACUGGAGAUCUGCUGCAUCGGUCUCUUUUUCACAUGGUUCAGCUGGCUACUGUCGCACAUCCCAUCGUGGCCGUACCUGGCGCUGUACGUGCUGGUGUCGAACUCGGCGUCGGCCGUGCUGCACAUCCAGAUUACGCUGUCGCACUUUGCCAUGUCGACUGAGUCGCCGGACCCGGUGCAUGAGUGCUUCGCGGCGCGCCAGGUGCGCACGACCAUGGAUGUCAUCUGCCCCCGAGCGCUGGACUGGUUCCACGGCGGGCUGCAGUUCCAAAUCGAGCACCACCUGUUCCCGCGCCUGCCGCGGCACAACCUGCUUCUGGUGCAGCCGCUGGUCAAGGACCUGUGCCGCAAGCAUCGCAUGGAGUUCAAGGAGUUCUCGUUUGUCGACGGCAACAUCUACACGCUGCGGUGGAUGGGCGAGGUUGCCAGCCGCGUCAAGCUGUUCAACGCGCGCAAGGAGCACGAGGACCAGGCCGUGGCGGCUCUGCGCAAGGCGAUUGUCGAAUCAUGAAGGAGGCGGGCCCAGCCGCCAUAAGCAAAGCGGGCCCAGCCGUCGUUGAGCCAUAGGCACGCACGGCUGCCUGCCAUCUCUAGUUUCUCCUCUUAACUUCCUUUCAAUUUAUCCCAAAAGUAAACAUUUG